Dictyostelium discoideum AX4 is the source of this 4158-nucleotide messenger RNA. RefSeq names its product filamin/ABP280 repeat-containing protein. Gene Ontology annotation, molecular function: ATP binding; protein serine kinase activity; protein serine/threonine kinase activity. The record is from RefSeq and is a predicted model, not a curated record. The transcript is spliced from 4 exons. NCBI's taxonomy places the organism in Eukaryota, Evosea, Eumycetozoa, Dictyosteliales, Dictyosteliaceae. The coding region runs from base 1 to 4158 and encodes 1385 amino acids.
AUGAGAGUGUUGGUUCAUGUAAACAAUGCGAAACAAAGCGGAGAUGGUGCUAAUAAUAGUAAUGGUACUUUAAUAAAUUAUAAUAGUAAUAAUAAACUGUUUUUAGAAAUUCAUCCGAAUCAAUCAAUAUGGAUGAUUAAAACACUUUUAUUCAAUCUUUUUCAAAUACCACCAGCAAGACAACAAUUAUAUUUAAAAGUGGUUGAUGAAAUUAACCCAAGAGAAACUUCAAAAGCAUAUUCAAAAUUAUUACAAAGUUAUAGAUUAGUUAAAGAUUAUAAAAUAUAUGAAGGAACAGAAUUACAAAUGGUAGCAUUAGAGAAAGAGAUACCAUCAGAAUUUUUAGUACCACCAAAGAAAACUCAAUCUAAUAGUAUGGAGAAAUUACCACAUUUUACAAAUCUUAGUAUGAGUAGUAUGAGUAAUAUGGAUGAGAUAUUAAGUGGUAGUGGUGGUGGUCGUAUUCAUGUAUUAUCAAGUAAGAAAGGUGAAGAAUGUCCAGCAUUAUGUUUUGCAGUUGGUAAAGGAUUAUAUAGAGGUAUAUCAGGUGUCAUUUAUGAAAUUAAAUUAUAUAGAGUUGAUUCAAAGGGAAUGUUAAUUGUAAAUACAUCAUUAAAUUUUCAAAUUGAUGUAAUUAAAAAGGAUUCGAUAUCAGUGGAGGAUCGUAAAAUGGCCUUUACUUAUGAACAACGUAAAUCCGACUAUUCAUUACUUAAACUUCAACCAAUAAUCUAUGGCGAAUAUUCAAUAAGUAUAAAAAUUGAUGAUACACCAAUUUGUGGUUCACCAUUUCAUUGUACAAUCAUUGACGAAUUAAAUCCAAAUCUAAAGGAAUUAGCAUUCUCAAAUGAAUGGAUUGAAGAGGUUGUUCAAUUAAUUACUUUAAUGUCAAAUAAACCUUCAACAAUUGAUAAAUUAUUUUCAUUUGGUAUUGAAGGUUUAAUGAAUUUAAUGUUUUAUCCUGAUCCAACAAUUCAAAUACAUAUUAUUGGUAUAUUUGCAAAAUUAAUUGAAAAAGAUAAAAAUAAAGAAAGAGUUUUAAAAGAAUUUGGAAUGGAUUUUAUAUUUAAAUUAGUUUCAUUAGAUAAUUGGAGUAAUUUUAUGGAAUUAAGAAAAUUAGUUGCAAGUAGUUUAUGUAUUUUAUCGUGUUAUAAACCAUUUUUAAAUCGAUUUUUUAAAGAGGUUGGUAUAGAUGUAAUAUCAUUAAUUGCAAGAUCAGAUUUUAUAGAUUGUCCAAGAUCAUGUGCAAUCUUUUUAUCAAGAGUAUCAGAAAUUAGUUUUGAAUUGAAUGAAUAUUUAAUUUCUGAUUCAAUUAAAGAAACUUUAAUUUAUUUAUUAUCAAUUCAAGAUAAUAUAACUGUAAAUUGUACAUUAAAAACUAUUUCAAAUCUUUCAUCAAGUUUUGAUUUAAAAAAAGAAUCAAAUAUUAAAUUAUUAUCAAAUUUAUUAGAAUAUUGUAAAGAAUUUCAAGAGAUUUCAAAAAAAGUAUUAAUUUUUAAAUCAUUUUCAAAUUUUUGUGUUAAUGAAUCAUUGUGUACAUUUUUAAUUAGUAAUGGUAUAUUGGAUUUGAUAACGCCAACACAUGAUAAGAGUGGUUAUUUUGGAAUACCAAUGUUUUGUCAAUGGGAAUCAAAUACUAUUAAUUAUAUAAUUUCAAAUAAUAAUGAGAUUAAUCUGAAACAGUAUGGAUAUGAAUUUAAUCAAAUUUUCAAAGAGGAAACUGAUUAUGUAUUUUUCUUAUCAUUAACCAUUUCAAAUAUGUUGGUAUCAACUACAUCAUUGAAAAUACAUGAUCAUUUUAGUCGUGGCAAUGGCUUGAACCUAUUGAAACAGUUUAUAAUAUGUCAUGAAUGUUCUGUUAGAUCAGAAGCAUUUAGAUCAUUUAUGAUCAUAUCAAAUUCACCAAAUGAUCAAUGUAAGAAACAUCUAAUUCAAAGUGGUAUAAUACCCUAUUUGGUUUCAUCAUUAUUUGAUAGUUUAUCAGUUGAAACACCUUUUAUAGUUAAUACAUUGGCAAACCUUUGUAAAUAUGAUCCAACAUGUGUAGAGAAUAUGGGUGUAGAUGAUAUCGAUAAGUUCAUAGAAUUACUUCAUCGUGAUUCAACUUCAUCACUAUCAAAAUCAAUCUCUUACAUAUUAUCACAUCUAAUUAGACACGAUAAAUACAAACAAAGAAUAGUCAAUGGUGGUGGUAAAUUAUUUUUACAAUAUUUAAUAGAAUUCGUUAGACAAGGUGAAAUCAGUGUUUUAAAGUAUAUCUCUCAAUCGGAUUUAGAAUUAACCAAAGAGAUUGGUCGUGGUGUUAGUGGUGUUGUCAAACGUGGUAAAUGGAAAGGUUAUGAAAUCGCCGUCAAACAAUUCAAUGAGGAAGAGUUGGGUUUUAGUGAAAGAGAAUUUCAUAGUGAAGCAACUAUCAUGUCGGUUCUUCGUCAUGAUAAUAUCGUUCAUUGUGUUGGUGGUUCGGCUCAACCUGGUAAAAUGUAUUUGGUUUGUGACUAUUAUUCACGUGGUUCAUUAUAUAGUGUCAUUACUGCCAACAUAUGUCCACUAUCAAAUGCUCGUAUCGUUCAUUUAGCAUUACAAGUAGCUAAAGGUAUGAAUUAUCUUCAUUCACUAGGUAUCAUUCAUAGAGAUUUAAAACCUGGUAACCUAUUGAUAGAUCAAGAUUGGAAUAUUAGAAUAUCUGAUUUUGGACUCUCUAGAGUUGUCGAUAAUCGUAUGACAAAAACUGUUGGUACACCAUGUUAUAUGGCCGUUGAAGUGUUGAAAGGUUUAACCGAUUAUUCUCAACAAGCCGAUGUAUAUAGUUUUGCUUUUGUAUUAUGGGAAUGUAUAAGUCGUCAAAUACCAUACAAAGAUUUCGCUCAAAUUCAAUGGAUUUCAAUGGUAUUGGAAGACUCAUUCAGACCACCAAUACCCGAUAGUUGUUUACCAGAGUUUAGAGAUCUCAUUACAAUGUGUUGGACUUCAAACCCUGAUGAUCGUCCAUCUUUUCAACAAAUUAUUACUUAUUUAGAAAAUCUUAGAUUGAAAAUGCAAGAUCAAGGUAUCUAUCAAAUACUUACAGGUGGUAGCAGCGUUGGUAUUGGUGGUGUAGGAGUUGUUGGUGUUGGUAGUGGUGGUAAUUCUGAUGAACAUGAAUCAAACAUUGAUAUCGAUACAGUUAGUGGUUCAAAUAAUAAUGAGUCAUCAACUGCUGUCUCCUUAAAUGAAAAUAAAAUUAAUAUCGAUAUGUCAAUGCAUCCAACUGAGGAAUUAAAGAAUUUAGUUGAAGUUUCAAAAGAUGAUAACCCAACCAAUUCAGACUAUGAUAUUAGAUCAAGUUCAACUUCAUCUUCACCUUCAACUUUAUCUGCUCCUCAAAGUCCAGUCGGCUCAACUAGUCCAAUGGGUUCAACUUCAACCAGUCCAAUAUCAAAUAAUAACAAUAGACCCACUCAUGAUCAUCAACAACCUCAUCAAGUUAAAUGGGAAAGAAUUGUACCUGAUAAACCAAAUCCAAAUUUAAAAUCAAAAAGAUUAUCAGCAUUUAGAAAUAAAGCAGUACCAAUAUCAAUCACUGAUAAUAAUAACAAUAAUAACAGUGCUAAUAAUAAUAAUAAUAAUAAUAGUAUGAAAAAUAAUAGUAAUGCUUCAAGAAAUACUUUUUCAUCAGUAUCAUCACCAUCAUCAUCAGCUGAUUUAUCAAGUGGAAUUGAAAGUAGCAAUAAUAGGGAUGAUUCAUUUUUAUCAAGUGGUAGUUCAUUAUCAGAACAACACCGUAGUGUCAGUAAUAGUGUCAGUAAUAGUGUUGGCGGAUUUAGUUUACCACCACCCCCAUUAGCUCCUUCUUUUUAUGCUUCAAUGAUUAAUGAAAAGAUCUCUUCAUCAACACCUACAGAUAAUAAUAAUAAUAAUAAUAAUAAUAAUAAUAAUAAUAAUAAUAAUAAUAAUAAUAAUAAUAAUAAUAAUAAUAAUAAUAAUAAUAAUAAUAAUAAUAAUAAUAGUAAUAACAGCAUUAAUAAUAAUAAUAAUAAUGGUAUUGCUAUUAAUUAUACCAACAGUAUUAAUAAUAAUAAAAAUAGCAACAAUAAUACAAGUAAUACUAAAUAUCCAAUUUCAAAAUGUAAAUCAAAUCCUUCUUUUGAGGCUUUGAAAUCAAAGUUUGAUAAGGAUUAA